CAUGAGGCUUCAUUUGACCAUCACUAGUGAACGCUACAUAACACCGCAUGAAAUGCUUACGGGUCGACCCAUGCCAAUACCAGGGCCAUCUUCCAGCAGGUGAAAGGGGCCACAGAGGACAGACGAGUCGAGAUCCCAGAGGACCUUCAGAAGAUGCCUCCCCGCAGGAGCAAGGGACAAGGCGAUCCUCACGCUUGGUGGCCAGGCGGAAUCGGAGCAGGGCCCAGAGUGACAGCAGUGGGUCACUGCCAGGGAGGGUAUCACCAGAGAGCACCACGGAGGGGAGUACCUCCUCCACAGUGGCUAGUGAUGAGUCUCAUGAGUCGACACCUGACAGCUGCAGGGAUGAUGAUGAAGGCGCAAGGACAGCAAGAGCAGAGGAAAUUGAGGAAGCUGCAGAAGAAGAAGAAGGCCGCAGCACAGAAACAGGCGCAGCAGAGAGCCAAGAAAGUGCAGACGCAGACACAGGAGACACAGACACAAGGGGUGCAGACACAGGAGAUGCAGGCUCAGAACAGGGAACAACAGACCAGCAGGCCAUAUAGCCAGAGAAGUUCAGAUGUAGGAGGCCAAACCAGUAUAGGAGGAGGAAUUCAGGCAGGGAUAAUAGCUGCAGUGCUACUAACAUUACUGCUUAUCAUGACAGGGGUGAAGCCAAGUGAGGGAGCAGAACAGAGCGAUCAGGAUCAGGGGCAGAUGGACCAUUGUUUACUCGCACUAGGAUCCAUGGCUGUAAAACAAGGACAGAUGCCUAGCGGGGAAAUAGUGCAGCUGACCUACUAUAAGUCACACGCUUAUGAUGAUGUGUUGGAGGAAGAUCCAGGAAAUAUUAGGCUGCAUGGCUGGUCUAUAGGACCACAAUGUAGAGCAGAGGGGAUGGUGACAGCAAGAGUCUGGUGUGACAAUGAAGGUUGUCCCAACAUAGACACCGGGCACAUAGUACCCGUAGAACUUGCUCAGCAAUGGCUCGAACUAAAAUCAGAACCCCGCAGGAGAACCAGAAACGCGCCAGCACAAGACUAGAACUACCAUGUGGAGAUCUAAUGUGUUUUACCAGUGGUUAGAGUACUCCGCCAAACAAGUAACCAACAGCUCGUGCAUAGCCUACCACAGAUAAUUAGGCCUACCCAGAGUUAGGCCCCUCCCAGGUAUAGAGGAUUGUGAAUGACGAGACACCUAUUUUGCACAGUGUACCAUGUGGAUGGCGGCAGGGAAAACCAAUUACGCUAAUAAUAGUGAAAUCUGCCCAAUACGUCUGAAAGGGGCUCCUGAGCAAAUUAAAAAAGAAUUUCAAGUACCACCAGUAGUGCAUUUGGCUCAAGAUAUUGUAUUUCCUUUUUAUGUAGCCCGAGGGGACAUCGACCAUUGGCUAGAGAAUUCCACUAGCAGCAGCAACAACACGCUUGAGGCGGAACAAUUGAUCCAGUGCUGGUAGGAAAGUGCCACCCAUAAGCAAACUAAUCAGACUUGGAUCGCAAAAGUGUGUCAAACCGUAGAAAAAGCUAAGAUUCAAUGUCACCAGGUGGUAAGCAGCACAGCUAAAACCUCAUACGUUAUGGGGCGCAAUCUCACUCACGCCACAUUUGGAUUUAUGACCUUAGCAAAGGUAUGGAUCCCUAGCAGAUAUAUUCCAUAGGAGAUGACUGGAUAGGGACAGGUAGAGGAUUAGGUGCUAUGCCAUUUGUAGGGACUAUAAUGAACACCCAGUACAUAGCACGUAAUAGCCGCUGGGUAAACUAUUUGUGGUACAAUCAACAGAGGUUCGUAAAUUGAUCUAUAGCAGCACUGGAAGGUGUGAGUGAACAGUUCCAUGCUACAUCCCUAAUGACUAUGCAGAACAGACUUGUCAUCGAAACAACGUUAGCCCCAGACCAAGGUGUCUGUGAUAUAAUAGGGGAAGAGUGCUGUACAGCCAUCCCCAUGAAUACAGGUGAAGAUGGCAACCUGACUCAAGCUUUAGAAAACAUACGUAGACUAAGAGACCAACAAGUAAAACACUCCAAUUGGAACACUAAAACCUCAUCAAUUCUUGACUGGUUAGAAAAGUUGGAAAAAUCUUACGAACUAUAGGAGUAAUAUUUGGACUUGUUCUAUUGACUAUUCUCUUGAUAAUCUGUUGCGUCCUUCCCUUAAUACAGGUCCUGAUAAGAAGGGCCAUGAGAGCGGCCACGGGACAAUUUGUUAUGCUGAUACAACAGCCGGAAAGGCUACCCAACAGAGGAGAAUUGUGGGGACUAGACGAACCGUGGAUAGGUGCAGAGCAUGGCUAGCAGUUGGAGAUCCCCGUAUCCAAAGCAGCAGAAUCCAGGGUUGGCCUGCCAAGAGCGCCCAGCCAUGCCGGAGUGCCCAGACCACUCCAACCCAUCUCCCAGGCUGACCAACUGACCCCCAUUCGCGUAUGUGCCUCAAGGAGGAGCCCCCAUUGAAGCCCAUUGGUACCAGUACGCGCCGAUGACCUCGCCAGGAACCUACGUGCCACCGCUUAUGCAGCCGCCAUUGACGAACAUCCCGAACUGGACUCCCAUCAACCCCUUCAACCCCGCUGACAACGCACACCUGUGCCACCAAGACCAUUGUCCCGAGCCACCAGAGUCCUGUUGCAACGCCAAUAUAACGUAUGGCCUGAGGCGGUGGAAAGACAUCUCUGAGAGCUGCAAAACGAGACGCCCACCACUGAGAGAUACAAGCAGCUCAUGGAUGAACUGCACACCCAACUCUAUGAUGUUCCUGCAAAAUUCUACCAUCGACUAGUGUGCAGCCUCCCUCUAGAGCUGCGAUAUAGUCUGUGCAAGCUGCGCCAUUACACCUACAAACGCAGGAUGGUGGAAAAUCGCUGGGGUACUGAAGGAGCAGCAUGAAUGGGAUCAACAGGAGAAGAUCAACCUGCGUGCUCGAGUUCGCAUCCUGACAGGAGACAACCAAAACCUGCAACAGCAGCUGGCAACCUAUCAGGAGUUGAAGUUUGAGAUCGCGAUACUGAAGGAUCAAGUUGCAGCUUACCGCCGUCUGCGUAUGGCUAGGACGUCGGCUUAUGUUUCCACUGACUCUAUUAACCAGUGACUGUGCUAUAUCAACCGUUGCAGGAUUACUAGGGUGUUCCACUCACUGUAAUCGUUCUAUAAUUAUGUAUACACUGGAGUGAUGAUGUAUCCCACUGUGACUUAUCUUGUGUGUUGCACUACUUAACAAUCACCUUUCUAGGUUUUAGAUUAAACACUGUAACAGAGUGACAUUCACCUUUCUAGGUUUUAGAUUAAACACUGUAACAGAGUGAUAUUACACAUUGAGUGCCUUACCCUUGUUGUGCCUAUACCAAGCUGUAAUCAGUAGAAUGUAGUGUGUUUAAUGUUUGGCUAAUCACUUGGGUAGAGUAGGACUUUGCAGUCCCAGAGGAGGGAAUAUAUUUUUUUUUUCCCUCUGUUAAGCUUGCUGAUUCAUGUAGAUUGUAGUAUGGGACCUUCUGGUCCCAAAAGGGGGGACAUAUAUAUUUUCCUCCCUCACUAUUUAGUGGGACUUGUUAGCCCCAAAGGGGGGAAUGUAGUGUAAUGUACUGAUUUACUGUAGUGUUUACACUGUACCUUUAAGUUGACCUUUAAAAAUACGUGUUGAAGCAAUGUACUCUGUGCACUGACGAAUCACACACUAGUUUAUUAUUUCAUGUAUUCCUAUGACACACACAUACACUCAUUGAGCAUUUAAGCAUUGUGGUGGAGAAGAACCUAGGAUUCACUGUGCAUCAUUUCUAAAAAUAGCAUGAGGAUGGGCUCAGAAACACUGGUGGAAAGUUAGGGGAAUUCCAGCUUGUCCUGAUAUGACUCUGGUAAGAGGAGACGGUCUUAGACUGCCCAGGAAAGCAUUACAAGUGCAAGUAGAUAGGCUGGCUUUAGGAAGAACGGAGAAAUGUGACACCAUUAUGGAGGGUAGGAUGAAAGGAAAAAAAGUGGAGACUCAGCAGAAAUGUGACACCAUUAUGUUUCAGCUCCAAGGGGGAAAGAUUAAAGAAAAAGACAACUCAGCAGAAAUCUUCACAAUAAAAACGAGAGCGCAGACAAAGACAUUCCAGUCCUGCUCUAGAGCUUGACUCAUUGAGUUGAUGUGUCCUGAUGCCUGCGAGCACAUUAAAAUCUGUUGUACCUGA
This is a messenger RNA of Epinephelus lanceolatus (giant grouper), 4138 nucleotides long. NCBI's taxonomy places the organism in Eukaryota, Metazoa, Chordata, Actinopteri, Perciformes, Serranidae. The record is from RefSeq and is a predicted model, not a curated record.